GCGAGGAAGAGCUCAUGAAUAAGUGAGCGGCAGCCAGGGCUCGGCGGCUAAUGAGGGCACCGCAGUGUCAUGUGGUGCGCCGGGGAGGCUCGGAAGGAGAAGUUACUGUAUCUAUCAGUGAGCACGGUGCAGCAGGUGCACCAAAGAGAACAGCUCCAGCAAAAAGGCAGCGCACUCAAAUGGGUGCGCAGGAGGCUGGGUUCACAACUACUUCUGAAGGAGCUUUUACUCCAAUGAAUUACAUGUGUGGGGGGCUAUUGGAACAAAGUUCAGGAAUCAUUUCUAGCCCCUUUUAUCCCAACAAUUACCCUCCCAAAAGCCGAUGUACAUGGGAAAUCCGAGCCACACCAAAUACUUCAGUGGAGCUUUACUUUAAUACUAUAAGGUUGGAAAGUCACCCAAGUUGUAGAUAUGACUCAGUGACCAUAUAUGAUGGACUACCUGGAAGCUCUGUGCUCGCGAAAAUAUGCCAGCCAGGAAACCACACUUACCGCUCAUCAUCUAAUGUAAUGAACAUUGAGUUCAGAAGUGAUAAUUCUAACCAAAAUAUUGGCUUUGAAGCUCAGUAUAUCACAUUGGUGGCAACAUAUAAUGGGCCAGAGAAAUCUGGAGGUAUUUUAACUGAUUUAGAUGGAGAAAUUUAUGCCGUCAGCGAGGAUGCUCCUUCUAAUGACCGUAUCUGGUACAUCAGUGUUAAAAAUAAUUAUCAAAUUAAUCUUAAUUUUACAAAUUUCUGGAUGAAAACUGCCCUGUCCUGUCGCGCCUUCUCGCUGUCAGUCUACGAUGGUACUCCGCAUGGGUCACCUUUACUUGGACAACUCUGUGAUAAAACUGCCCGAGAUUUCACCUCUUCAUCAAAUAGCAUGAGCAUUGUGUACUCCAGGCUCGAUAAUGAUACUGACUCUGGCUUGGAAUUCUUGGCCUUGUAUUACUCUGUCAUUAACAACAAUCCAAAUGUGACUCUCUCCUGCAACCCAUAUUACAUGGAAGCUCGAGUUUCUCCUUGGUAUCUUGAGACUUUAGGCCAUUCUGCUAGUAACAUUUUCCUAAAUGAUCCACAGUGCCGUCCUCGGAUUGUCUCAGGCUGGUUGGAGUUUCACAUCCCUUAUCAAAGGUGUCUGACAGUGAAAAAGGUUCAAAAUGACGUGAUCAGCUAUACAAACACUCUUUUCACUCGCUCUACUGGCCCAAUGCUAAUUCACAGAAAACAGUUAAGACUAACCUUGAGAUGCCAGAUGUACCAAUACACUAUGGUGAAGGCCCUCUACAACACUGAUGACAUAGUGGAGAGCACUUUAACUCAAUAUGGCCUAUAUUCCGCUAAUUUAACGGUCUUCCAGUCUCCAAGUUUCACAUACCCAGUGAAUGAGUAUCCGUACUAUGUAAACAUCAACCAGAACUUGUUUCUGCAAAUAACCUUGGACACUGCAGACCAGGAGCUACUUCUAUUUGUAGAUACAUGUGUGGCUUCCCCUGAUCCUUUAGAUUUCACAAAAAAUGUGAAUUACAUCAUACGUAAUGGGUGCAGAACAAUCCCUGACUAUAAAACCUACAAUACUCCCUCAUGGAGGACAGCUCGGUUUGGAUUCAGUGCUGCUAGCUUCUUAAGGCAACAUCUGAAAUUGUAUAUACAGUGCAAGCUUGUUGUGUGUAAGCAGUACGACUACCAGUCUCGCUGCAGUCGGGGCUGUGUGAAGAGACACAAGAGAUCGCUUGAACCCCAUAAUGAGCAAGUUCAUGUUGUCGCAGGACCUGUACAACUUCUGGAACACAAAUAAAGUGUCAACAAGUUUUAACCUAAUGUGGUUAUAAAGAAAUAAAGAACAGAACAGAAAUUCUCAGUUUUAAAUAAAUUAAUGCUAGAUAAAUCAUAAUUCUAAAAUGUAUUAACAAUAAAUUAAAAUAUUUUAA
Molecule: messenger RNA, 1911 nt
Organism: Pseudophryne corroboree (corroboree frog)
Lineage: Eukaryota; Metazoa; Chordata; Amphibia; Anura; Myobatrachidae
Gene: SPADH
Product: spermadhesin family member
Exons: 10
Coding region: 51-1778 (575 amino acids)
Cellular component (GO): cell surface
Source: RefSeq, a predicted model, not a curated record